Messenger RNA from Daktulosphaira vitifoliae (grape phylloxera), 5343 nucleotides. RefSeq names its product integrin alpha-PS2 (gene if). Gene Ontology annotation, cellular component: external side of plasma membrane; integrin complex. Gene Ontology annotation, biological process: cell-cell adhesion; cell adhesion mediated by integrin; cell-matrix adhesion. The transcript has 20 exons. The coding region runs from base 323 to 4828 and encodes 1501 amino acids. Gene Ontology annotation, molecular function: integrin binding. The record is from RefSeq and is a predicted model, not a curated record. Lineage: Eukaryota; Metazoa; Arthropoda; Insecta; Hemiptera; Phylloxeridae.
GGUGUGCGUUUUAGCCCGCCAGUUUUGACUCGUGUGUCGGAUAGCGCGCCAAAAAUACAAAAUUAAUUUAUAGUGUUUUAAUAAUAAAUCGCUUCACAGUUUCGGUUUGUAUGGUGUUCGUAAGCGCAUGUUUCUCUUAGACAAAUUUAGUGAUCGUAAAUCUUGCCUAUUUUUUUAAUUUUAACUAAUAUUUCUUUUACUGUGAAAUAAUUAAGUGUACAGUGGGUUCCUAGCAACAUUUAAGGCGCUUCUUUUUAAUCACUGGCUCAAUAGAAGAACACACUUGUUUAUUAUGAUCACGGGCCGAGCAUAGCAAAUCGAGAUGACCCUAUCGUCAUCACGCAUCCGUUUUUUAGCCGCUUUUCUAUUAUGCACGUUGUGUGUAGUAGACGGGUUCAAUGUAGAUGUCAAGAACUGCAUGAGGUAUCAAGGGCCCAGAGGGUCUAUGUUCGGGUUCAGCGUAGCCGAACACAAGGAAAGAGGACGUUCAUGGUUACUAAUAGGAGCUCCGGAGGCGCAAACCAAUCAGCCCGGAGUUCAGAACGGCGGCGCUGUUUACAAGUGUAACAUCGCAGAGGAAACGGACUGCAAGCAAAUACCAUUCGACACUACCGGACCUAAUAGAUUGAGCAAUUCGAAAAUAAUCGAUCAGAAAUCAAAUCAAUGGUUUGGAGCCACUGUGAGCAGUUCUGGGGAAAAUGGAGUAGUUUUGGCAUGUGCACCAAGGUAUGUGUACUAUUCGAGUUCCGGAGCCAGGAAAGAUCCCGUAGGAACGUGUUAUACAACCAAAGACUUCAAUAAAUUCAAUGAAUAUUCACCUUGUAGGACAAGGAAUUGGGGUCAGCACAAACAGGGUUCUUGUCAAGCUGGUCUCGGGGCAUCCGUUUCUAAGGAUGGUCAACGCUUAUUCAUUGGUGCCGUGGGCAGCUGGUUCUGGCAAGGACAAUUAUACUCAGUCGACUCGAAUGCUCGGCUGCCGUUUACACCAACAAUAGAGAUGUUUGUAUUCAACGAUCUUGGCCAAGGUCAAAUUUAUGUUCAAAACGUGUACAGUCGUCCUGAUGUCAUUUUUUCAAACGAAGGUCCACCGACUGACGAUGAUUCGUAUCUCGGCUACUCAGUUGCAACAGGAAACUUUGGAUUUAACUCUGAAUCCGGUACUGCAGUUGGUGUUCCUAGAGGAGCCGGCCUCUUGGGAAAAGUUGUUCUAUAUAAUACAAACCUAACCAAUCUCUAUAACAUCACUGGCGAUCAGAUGGGUUCUUACUUUGGUUACUCUAUUUGUGUAUCCGACGUAGAUGGUGAUGGUGGUGAUGACAUUAUUGUUGGAGCUCCACUGUACAGUGAAUAUAUGAAAAACGACGGGUCCUAUGAAACUGGCCGAGUGUACGUGUACUUAAAGCGUGAGGGUUACAGAUUCUAUGAAAGAAAUACCAGAAUGGGUAUUAACUCAAAAUCACGUUUUGGAUUGGCUCUUACAACGUUAGGAGACAUCAAUAGAGAUGGCUACGGUGAUUUUGCUGUCGGGGCUCCAUAUGAUGGUCUCAAUGAACUUGGUGCAGUAUAUAUUUACCAUGGAACUAGAAAUGGUGUUCGAGAAAAGUAUUCGCAAGUGAUCAAAUCUGAAGACGUAUAUUACGGACGAACUGUGUCUACAUUCGGGUUUUCUUUAGCCGGUGGUAUGGACUUGGAUAACAAUGAGUAUCCCGACUUGAUAAUCGGUGCUUAUGAAUCAGAUACAGUAUUCUAUAUGAAAUCACGACCAGUAGUUCAAAUGUCCAAUACGAUCGAAUUUCAAUCUCCCUCAAAACAAAUUUCAUUGGAAGAUAGAGGUUGUUUGACUAAAGAUGGAAGUUCGGUACCUUGCCUUUACUUAAAAUCUUGUUUAAAGUACACUGGAUUAGGAGUAGAUGAACAAUUGAACAUCGAAUAUCAAAUUAUUUUGGAUUCAAAAAAAUCAAAAGCACCAAGAAUGUUUGUGAAUGGCGAAGAAAGCAUUUUUAUGUACAAUCGUAGUUUGACUUUGAAUAAAAACACGAUUGAAUGCCCUAAAGUUUUAGUAUUCUUAAAGAAUAAUAUAAGAGAUAAGCUAACACCAUUAGAAGCUGAAUUGAGAUAUAGAAUUAUUGAAGAUACUAGAAAGUUCACUACAACCCUACCGCCAGUUUUAGAUCUCGAAAAUGAGCUUUACGCUGUUUCUAGAGAUUCUAUUAUGAUACAAAAGAAUUGUGGAGAUGAUAAUAUUUGUAUACCUGAUCUUCGUUUAAUAGCUAAAUCUAACGUGGAGACCUUUUUACUUGGGUCUACUGAGAAAAUAAAAAUUGAUGUGAUAGUUCAAAAUGAAGGCGAAGAUUCGUUUGAGACUACGUAUCAUAUGACCAUACCUCAAGGUAUAAAUUACGUUAAGGUAGAAAGGAUGAGUGACAAUGACAAUGAUAUACCUGUUCAAUGUUCAGCCCCGUCAGUUUCGACAAAUCAUACGUUGUUGUGCGAUAUCGGAAAUCCACUACCACGAUCGAGAUAUGUCCAAUUUAGAGUUAUUUUGGAACCGUAUCAGACAGCUGAGGGUAAAGCCAGGUAUGAUUUCUUCAUUGCUGUUAACAGUACUAAUCCAGAAAAUUCCAUAUCUAUGUCUGACAACGCAAUCCAUUUGGGCGUGCCCCUUUGGGUAGAGACUGAUUUGAUAAUUGAAGGAACUUCAAAACCUGAAGAUGUUCAUUACAAUACUACAUCAGAAGAUGUUAUAGACAUAAAAGAAGAAAAACAAAUUGGACCACAAGUAGUCCACUUAUACGGAAUUCGGAACAAAGGACCUUCAGAUAUACUAGAAGCUGAGGCUUAUAUUGAUUGGCCAUUAUAUACAUUAAAUGGUGAACCAUUGUUGUAUCUUUUGGAAAUGCCAGAAACAAUAGGCCCAGUAAAAUGUCAAGCCAUGGAACCAAUUAAUCCGUUAAAAAUUAGUGUCGAUCGUAUGAGAAAAUCUUACUUUGAAUCAAGUGGUUUAAUAUCUAGUGGAGCACCUGGUACUACUACUUACACAGGUCAAAGUUCUAGUUCAAGUUCAAGCACAGUUUUCGGUUCAAGUUCAAAUUCUAUUUCGAGCUCAGACUCCAUUAUAGUAAAAUCAUUUUCAGAAUUAACCGAAGAAGAAAGGAAACGUUUGGUUGAGUUACAAAAAAAAGACGAAGAAGCAGCAGAAGCUGAAAAUGGCGAAGGAUCUUAUGUACAAAACACUAGGUUCCAUAAUUUAGAAUCACAAGGUGGUGUAACGCAUGUUGAAGGUCAAAAGAUUAGUGGAAGUUCUACAGUUAAUGUAAAUCGAGGUUCUAGUUUUAAUGCGGGUAGCCCGACCCUUGAUUUUGGCCGAAAUUCACACGAAUCUAGUGGUGCUUCUGUUAAUACACAAACCUUACAACAAAGCGGUUUUAGUUCGCAACCUGGUGCAUCACAGAGUAGUAGCAGCGAAGUAUCGCGUUUUUCAUCCAGUGGCAAAGUAAACGGUAAUUCACAAGUAUAUGGGGCUUAUGGAGAGGCACAUUUUGAUGAAUCAUCGGGAUCUUUGGCGUCUGGAUCUUCAUCAUCUCGCUUUGAAUCAGGAACACAAUUACAUGGCUCGUUAGGUGGUUAUAAUCAAGGACUGACUGACAGCAAGACUUGGGAAACAUCAAGGUCAAGCUUAAAUUCAGCUAAUAUAGGAUCGAAUCGGGCAAGUGCAAACCAAAAUAGUUACAAUAAAGAGGUGUCAGCUGGUAAAAAUUGGGAGGCUUCUUCUAGCGCUUCUCAAGGUAAUUGGAACGAAGGCAGUCGCUGGGGAGUAGGUGGUAGAAAUAAUUAUUCGAGCUUCCAGGAAACAGAGAAAAGUCAUAUUAUUAACACCACAUGGGACAGUGCUUCAUUACCGUCAAGGACUUACAUAAAAGAUCAAUGGAGAACUAAUAAUGAUGGUCACAUAAGAAAUGGCAGUUUAGUUCGUGUUGAGAAUGGAGUCUUAGAUUAUAACGAUGCUUUAAGAAAGAUUAAUAAUGGUAACAGUUUUUCCAACGUAGUUACUAGCAUACCAGGAGAUGACAGCGAUUUAUCGUUGACUUUAAGUGGCGUUAAUGAACAUCAAAACAGUGGAUUUAAACAAUCAAAAAUAGACGAAAGUGAGACUGUUCAAAGGUAUAGAACCGUUGAUGGCAAACUGUAUAAAGUAAAUAACGUAGAUGAUUGGCAUUCGUUGACAUCAAAAGACACAUCGACUCAAGUGUACGAAGCCCAAAAUUAUUAUCCACAAAAUUAUAGAAAACCAACAAAUAAUAAUGGACAAGAUGUAGAAGGAAAAUUUAAAUUGUAUACAAAGUUCAAAAGAAAUGUAGAAAAAGCAAAGAAAUGUGGACCAACUAAAUGUGUGACGGUCAAAUGUACUAUUGGCCCAUUAUCGAAAGAUCAAGAGGUUUGGUUAUCGUUUAGAUCUAGAGCUUGGAUUAGUACCUUAAAAAAAGUAGCGCCUAAUAGACAAGUAAAAUUGAGUUCAAAGAUAUCAUCACAAGUCACUAAACUUCCAUACAUAGGGAAACCAGAUAAUAAAUUAGCCCAGGUUAGAAGCCAUGAAGUGUUCACUAAUGUCAUUCCGAUUGAUCUCGGUGGCAAACCAGAAAUUAUCCCAUUGUGGAUUGUUGUUUUAGCAGCCGUUGUUGGAACUGCAAUAUUGUUGUUAUUAGUGUUCCUGCUUUAUAAGUGUGGUUUCUUUAAACGAAAUCGACCAUCAAAUGCUCCAGAAAAACAACCACUUACUCAUAGAAAUGGACAAUCUGAACUUUACCAAACUGGUGAUGAAGCUCUAUAAAUUAUUUAAUUAUACUCAACAUUAAUUCAAUUCAAAUCGAAUUAUUAAUUGCCAUAUUAAACCACCUAACUAUUAUUAAUUUGUUAUAAUUUAUUUGUAAAUAUUUAAAAUUAUUAUUUAUAAUAUGGUUUAUCUUAUAUGUAUAUAAUAAGUAUGUUUGUUUUCGUUUCAUUGAAAAAUUGUAAAUUAUAGUUUUAAUGUAUAUUAAAUUAUAAAAAAAAAAAUUAACUGUACUUAGAAAAAAAAUUGUUUUAUAGACAAAUGAUUAAUAAAUUGUUUUAAAUUUAACGCUCUAGUCUAAAAGUAAGUAUUAAUGCUAUGAGAAUUUACAGUUUUAAUUAACAUUCAGAUAAAAUAUUAGUACUUAAUCUUGAAGAUAUGAAAUUAGAAUGCUUAUGACAUUUAAAGUAUUUUUAACAUUUCAAUAACGACUGAUAAUUAUUGUUUUUAUAUAUAUAUAUAUAUAUAAAUAAAAUAAAAUAAACAAAUGUAAAUAAAAAUAAUAUAUUACAGUA